This is a messenger RNA of Ostrinia furnacalis (Asian corn borer), 4330 nucleotides long. RefSeq names its product ras-related protein M-Ras. Gene Ontology annotation, biological process: signal transduction. The record is from RefSeq and is a predicted model, not a curated record. Gene Ontology annotation, molecular function: GTP binding; GTPase activity. The coding region runs from base 250 to 966 and encodes 238 amino acids. Gene Ontology annotation, cellular component: membrane. NCBI's taxonomy places the organism in Eukaryota, Metazoa, Arthropoda, Insecta, Lepidoptera, Crambidae. The transcript is spliced from 7 exons.
UUAUUGUCUGUGGCACUUAGUCAAGAAAAUCCAUUUUCACAAAGACGCCUUUCGUGUUUUCAUGUUAAUUUCCGACAAAACUGCUGAUUUUUGUAUUUUUUGUAUCAGUGAAACAAUCAUUCCGUCCUCGCACAAUAUACAGCAAGUACAAAAAACAAUAAUGAGAUAAUACCUAUCUCAUGAGCGCGGAGCGGAGCAGUUACUUCAUUUAUAACUUGCGGAGGCGAGGCGCGGCGGCCUGGAGAGACCAUGACGAGACCCGGGCCUCCCAAUGAAAAUUUGCCGACCGUGAAGCUGGUGGUGGUGGGCGACGGCGGCGUGGGCAAGAGCGCCAUCACGAUCCAGUUCUUCCAGAAGCUGUUCGUGACGGACUACGACCCCACCAUCGAGGACUCCUACAUCCAGCACACGGAGGUCGACGGCCAGUGGUGCAUCCUCGAUGUGCUGGACACGGCGGGGCAGGAGGAGUUCAGCGCCAUGCGCGAGCAGUACAUGCGGAAGGGCGACGGCUUCCUGCUGGUGUACUCCGUCACCGACCAGCAGAGCUACGAGAACAUCCGCCACUUCCACACGCAGAUCCUGCGCGUCAAGGACAGGGAAUCCUACCCGAUGCUGGUGGCAGCCAACAAGGUGGACCUCGUGCACGUGCGCGCCGUGAGCGAGGAGGCGGGCCGCGAGCUGGCGCGGCAGCUGGGCGCGCCCUACAUCGAGACCAGCGCCAAGGAGCCGCCGCUCAACAUCGACGCCGCCUUCCACGAGGUCAGUCCCCCGCCCGCCCGCGCGGCCAGUGGCGGGCCCGAGCUGGCGCGGCAGCUGGGCGCGCCCUACAUCGAGACCAGCGCCAAGGAGCCGCCGCUCAACAUCGACGCCGCCUUCCACGAGCUGGUGCGCAUCAUCCGCAACCACCCGCAGCAAGAGGAGAAGCAGCGCCGGCGCCGCAAGCUGGCCGCCUGCACCGUGCUGUGAGCGCCCGCAUUCUGUGACGUCACGCUUCGACACCUGUCACCUGUCACCCGUCACUUGCCGCUGGCAAACAACCGAGCGCCGUGGCCCAACGAGGUAAGCCAAAAAACAGCGAGUGCAAUUUUCGUUUAGGAUUUUGACAUAUCUGUCAAUGUCAUGUCAAAAAUAACCAAUCAUGCAGCAUUUGGACCUCGCGUCUACGUAUUGCCAUCUGGCGGAUUUUUCAAUCGCGAAAACCCUCAUUGACACUUCACGACUGUAUUCUGCGAUUUUGACAGCAGGUAUAUUAAUGUUAUUGUAUGUGAACUGGGCUAUGGCACUCAAAGGUCCCACUAUAAUCAAAUUAAGGGAAUUUAAAUUUAUGGCCAAUUGAAAUCGUUAUAAACUAUCAUGAUCGCGAGGACACGAAUUGUCGGCGAUUCUCUUUUAUUUUAGUCAGAUGGACUAUUAGUAUAUUUGGUGGAAACCGUAUACGUCAGAUUGAUUUUCCUUCCACUCUUGGCAAACAAUUUACUGUUAUUAUCUAAGCGGAGUGCAAGAUGCGUGAGUUACGAAAUCAAACGAUUUGUCGAAGUAAAUGUGUUUUUGCUAUUUUAAUUAACAGCCAAAACAACACUAUUGUUGGAGUGAAUAAUUCUAGUGGAGCGAUUGUCGCACAACACACUGAAAGUUAUUUUGUGUGGCAGCAAAAUGUUUUAUUUAUUUUAUACAAAAUGCUACUUUUUGAAGGGCGUAUAAACUGGGUACUUUUUUAUACCCGCUACGUAUAAAAUCAUUCGAGAGGAUCUUAUUUUUAUUCAUCCCAGUUGAAAUUAUGACGCAAAAAAAUUAUUUAUUAAAUUGAAAUAUGACAGUGAGUCUGAAAUUAAAUAACUUGUUGUGUUAAUAAAAUUGUCGUCUCAAGAUCUCUAUUGAAAGAAAAAAUAUGGAAUGAUAAUGUGAGACUAAAGAUGUAGCAUAAGUUUAAAGUUAGGUAUGCACAAAUGUAAGCAGGCGCAAAGUUCAUUUAUGUAGAAGCGACUAAAAAUGUAUGUAUUCAAAUAGCUUCAAUUCAAUCUAAAUUAUUUUCUUUCAUACCCUAUGCAUUAGUUAAGGGCACGGAUAUCCGCGUUCAUCGCACGAAUGUCUUGGCUAUUCUCAAUACAAGAGUGUACAGUAUUAAUUGUUCGUUUAUGUCUGCCGGGACAAAAAACAAGCGCGGAAAGUAUAUUUUAUAUAUUUAGUUCGUAGGCGUAUUAUCACGAUGCAGAGCAUUUAUUUUAGAAAAUAAGUUGUUUACUAUGAUAAAGGAACAAUCUGUAACGUCCUUCGAAAUAUCAAUUUGAUGUACUCAUGUACAUCUCUUUUAAUUUAUAUUGACGGCAAAGGGAUGAAAUACAUAAAUGAUCGUAUUAAUAUUUUCGAAAGUGGCAUCAGAUUAUUUCUAAUGAAUCUUUACAUUUUAUACCAAAAAUAUAUUUAGACUUCAAACUAUUAAGUACACGUUUAGUUUAAAAGCUUUACAUUUAACUGUACGCUUAUUUUUUAUUUAUUUACAUAAUUUAUCAUCUCUAUAAUGAUGUUAUUUUAUUUACACAUUAUGUUAAAUUAGCGUAAGUUCUGAGGAUGAGACCAAAGUGUAUAGACACAGCCCAUAGUCGUCGAAAUAGAACCCCUUGAGAACGGUUUGACCCCAUAGUUGGUAAAUAAAUUGAUAAAUAAAUUCUAUCCGAGUUACUUCUGAGACUUGUGAGGCCUGAGCGGCAUUAUUGUUGCGAUCAAUUACAAUUUGUAAUAAUGUUCUUUAGCCGAAAGCUUUUCUUGAGUCAUUCAGAUUAGAUAAUGGCAUAUCUCUGUCAGUUUGCAAAACAGCAGAGUGUAACAUAGAUAGUUAGUUCUCUUCAAAUCUAAAAUGGGAGAGUUUCACGUGGGGUACGUUUUCUGAGUGCCAAAACAUUGAGACUCAGUACUUUGUUUGCAUCAUUCAUCACUAUUAUUGUUUCUAAAAUGUAUAUUCUCCUGUGCGCUUCGAUAAAUCAAAAGUUUAGUACAGUCAAACGUAAAAAUAAAAGUAUUAGGUUACAUAUAGCUCUUUUGUUAUUUUUACUCUUUAUCUUGACUGUACCAAACUAUUCGGAAUACGUAUAUUUCUUACAUCUAAGGCUGAUUAUGUAAACCAAAUUGAAGUAAGCAUCCAAAGAUCAUUUAUUACUGUAUUGAACAAAUAUUGUAUAAAAAAUUAUAUUUAAAAUCCUGGGAUAAGCUGUCAUUUUGACGUAAGUUUACAACAAUUUUGACACGUGAAUAUUUUCCAGCAACCAGCUUAAAAUAACACAACAAUAUCUAUAAUUAUAAGUAUCUGCCAACAUUGAAUGUCAUAAUAAAUUUUUAGAAUGACAAAACUAAACGUCAAAGUGACAGCGAUUCUGAAACGUCACAAAUAAAAUUGUGGACGCACAUUUUAUCUCUGUAGUAGUAAGUAGCGUAUCGUGAUUACAAUGUAACGAAAAAUGAAAAGGAAUUGAAAUAUAAUGUAACGUUUUUAUAAAUGUUUCAAUAAGUGUUAUGAGGCCUAGUAGAAACGUUUAACUUAGGGCAUUAUCACAAACCCCAUAUGAAGAUUAGAUUAACAGUCUUAAUGUUGCCAGUGAUAAUAUUUAUUAUUGUAAAUAUCAUUCCACUCUGCUUAUGAUUUUAACUUAAAAAACAUGGGUGGUGACUUUCAAUGGAAUAUAAUUUCUAAAUUAACUCAAACAAAAUGUAUCAGCAAAGGUGUUGAUUUUUAUUUCAUAAAGGUAGCUGUGAAUGAAAUGCUAAAUCAUUAACUGUUUAAUAAUAAACUGCUUGUACAGAGUAUUAGGGGUUGGUAUUGGUUGUCCUCCGGUAAUGUAGCUCAGAACUGGCCAAAUACAAUUGUUUAUUGAAGGGGAUAAUAUGUUCAUCAACCACUUAAAUAUGUUUAGCCUUAAUGUAAUUAGUUGUAGUUGUCAGAGCUUCCCGUUUAACGAGUUUGGAACCCCAUAUAACAUUUCUUUACGUGCCAAUUGAAGAAAUAGUAGUAAACAUACAAAUCUAAUAUACAUGCUGGCUUAUACAUAACUGAUAUUUACUUUAUGUGGCCGUCUGUCAACUGGCCGUAGCUGAUAAUUAUUUAGUAUUUGUAUCAGAAAUUCAACAUAAUAAUUUUGUGAACUUUUGUAAGAAUUUUCACGGUCCCUGAUAAGAUGACAAUGACCAAUAAAUUGCAUUUUAAUAGAAAACAGUUUUAUUGUAUUCGCAUAGUAGUAAGCGCAAUAUGAUAGUGAGAAUGUUAUGGCCAAUAGCGCAGUGUAUGUUGUUGUUGAUGUGUUUUAUAUGUUGUAACAUACAAUAAAUAUGUAGACGUAAA